Capsella rubella is the source of this 626-nucleotide messenger RNA. RefSeq names its product monothiol glutaredoxin-S4. The record is from RefSeq and is a predicted model, not a curated record. The transcript has a single exon. Bases 121 to 429 code for a protein of 102 amino acids. NCBI's taxonomy places the organism in Eukaryota, Viridiplantae, Streptophyta, Magnoliopsida, Brassicales, Brassicaceae.
UUUUAUCUUACUAAUCCAAAGUUUUCCACUUUUAUUUCUUUUUUCGCAUUUCGAUCAAAACAAACUAGUUUUAUCCUUUGCAAGCCGCUUUUUCAAACUCAUUUUCACAUUAUAACACUAAUGGAUAAGCUACAGAAGAUGAUCUCCGAGAAGUCGGUAGUGAUCUUUAGCAAGAACUCUUGCUGCAUGUCGCACACAAUCAAGACUCUCUUCUUAGACCUUGGCGUGAACCCGACGAUCUAUGAGCUAGACGAGAUCAACAGAGGAAAAGAAAUAGAGCAAGCAUUGGCUCAGCUUGGCUGCAGCCCAACCGUGCCAGUGGUGUUCAUAGGAGGGCAGCUUGUUGGUGGAGCCAAUCAAGUCAUGAGUCUCCAUCUUAAUCGUUCUCUCAUUCCAAUGCUUAAACGUGUUGGGGCUAUAUGGCUUUGAUUGAAUAAAAAGUAAUACUUACGUAUAGAUCAUAGCUUUGUACUAAUUAAGGAUGACAAAAUAACAUAUACAUGUCGGUAUGAAUGAUAUGUCUAUUAUCUAUGAAUUAUGAAAAGAUAGAUUGUGAGGAUAUACCUAUUUUGUAACUUGUGGGUAUACUUUAAUAAAUAACCUAGUGUUGUAUUUCUAUUUUUCCA